Molecule: messenger RNA, 5689 nt
Organism: Nilaparvata lugens (brown planthopper)
Lineage: Eukaryota; Metazoa; Arthropoda; Insecta; Hemiptera; Delphacidae
Gene: Invadolysin
Product: leishmanolysin-like peptidase
Exons: 14
Coding region: 25-2043 (672 amino acids)
Biological process (GO): proteolysis; cell adhesion
Cellular component (GO): cytoplasm; membrane
Molecular function (GO): metalloendopeptidase activity
Source: RefSeq, a predicted model, not a curated record
UUGAUUUUAGGUUGCGGUGCUAAAAUGUCGGUUAAAGUGAAAUGGAAAUGUGUUUGUGUUGUUUUUGUGAUAGUGUAUGCUAGUUUUGUGAAUGGAAUGUUCGAACACAGGCACUGCAAUCAUCAUCAUCCAAAACCAAACGAGGUUUUACAUGGUGUCCAGCUAGAACCUCACCAUGUGAUAAUGAAAAGAAAUGCAGAUCAACCUCUAAGAAUGCUAUUGUACUAUGAUGAUAGCAUGUAUAGGUUGGACCAGGAGAAAUUCCAGCUAAUAAAUGAUACAGUUCUGCCAGAAGCGGUACGUUUUUGGGAGCAGGCGCUGUUCGUUAGAAGAACUGAAAAAGUAAUUAGGUUAAGUAGGAAGUGUGUGAAUAACCAAGUAUUCUAUAGGAGAGGGGACAACUUGUCCUACUGUAAGGAGGCGUGUGAGGCGAAGACUAUGUGUGGAGAGGUGCAGGUUCCUGAAGAGCAUUUAGAGGUAUGCAGAACAUGCAACUCGUUCGGCAUGUUCUGUGGGGAGAACAAUGCGACAGUGGCAGGGGGCGGAGGAGGUGUGGGUGAGGGGAUCAGAGGGGCUGACUUUGUGUUCUACGUGAGCGCAAUGGAGACGGAGCGAUGUCACAAGGGAUUGACUGUCGCCUAUGCGGCUCACUGUCAACAGGAGGCCGCCUUGGAUAGGCCAAUAGCAGGCCACGCCAACCUGUGCCCAGAGAGCAUCAGCACCAAGCCGCAAGAGCUGGAGAUCCUCCUAUCGACGGUGAAGCACGAGAUUCUACAUGCCCUGGGAUUCUCUGUCAGUCUGUUCGCCUUCUACCGCGAUAAGGACGGCCAGCCCCUCACGCCCAGGGAGGAUAACGGCAAGCCGCUGCUCAAUGAGUUCCUGCAAGCCCGACAAUGGAGCGAUCGCGUGAUUCGCAAGGUGACGCGGGACAAUUGGACAGUGUUCGGGGGGGCGGUGCGGCGACAGGUGCAGGUGAUGGUGACCCCGCGGGUCGUGGCCGAGGUCAGGCAGCACUUCAACUGCUCCACGCUUGAGGGCGCCGAGCUGGAGGACCAGGGCGAGGAGGGCACAGCACUCACGCAUUGGGAGAAACGCGUCUUUGAGAACGAAGCGAUGACGGGCACUCACACCCAGAAUCCGGUGUAUUCGCGCCUGACGCUGGCUCUGAUGGAGGACACCGGCUGGUACACGGCAAACUACAGCAUGGCCCAGCCGCUGGCCUGGGGCCGCAACCUCGGCUGCGACUUUGUCACCAAGUCAUGCAAGACAUGGAUGGACGAGCAUCGUGCCAGAGGCAAAUCAAUCCACCCGUUCUGUGACAAGGUGAAGCGAGACCCUCUGGAGACAGAGUGCACUGAUGACCGCAGCUCAGUAGCCCUCUGCAACCUAGUCGAGCAUACACACAGUCUGCCACCUAUGUAUCAGAAUUUCGACAAAAUCCCGCACGUGACAGCUGGGGAAGAGUCGCGGUUCGGUGGAUCGGUCAGCCUGGCCGACUACUGUCCCUACAUCCAGGAGUUCACAUGGCGGUCCAAGAACGUCGUGGUCAGGGGGUCUCAUUGCCAGUACCCCGAAAAUAAUCCACACCAAGACAAGAACUUUGCGCUGGAGAAGUACGGGCCGGACUCGCGCUGCUUCGACCACACCGACCAGAUGUGGGAGGAGCGCAGCUGCAGGCAAGUGAGGCAGUGGCAACACUGGGGCAGCGGCUGCUAUCAGUUCAACUGCGCCGCCGGCCGACUCCAUAUCAUGGUGGCAAACUACUCUUACACGUGUUACUAUGAAGGACAGCAGCUCCCCAUCAGAAUCCAUCAGAACGGAUGGCUGCACAAGGGGGCUCUCGUCUGUCCCUCCUGCCAGCAAAUGUGCCAGGAUCAGCUGUUAGAAGCCGGAGACCGUUGCAAACCCGACGGUCCUCUGCCUAAGAAGGUCACCUACCAGUGGGACUCUCUCACUUGUGCCGCCUCUCUCACCUACUCUCCUUCUCUCUUCUCUCUCCUGCUGGCUCUCAUCUUCACCCUACAACUCAUCGGCGUCACGUAACAGUGCAAUUUAACCGCAGUCAACUUUUAGUUAAGAUGCCAAACACGUUUGGAAGAAUGUUGAAAACUCAACGUUGAGACGUGUUUUCUACCAAAUCAAGAGAAAACUUCACCCUUUUAUUGAUUCUUGAACCUUGAGUUGAUCGGUGGUACAUUCAACCGCCGUCAACAUAGUUAAGAUAUGUAUGGUCAAGAUAUCAUAGUUAAUAUACCAAACAUGUUUGGGAAAGUAAUAGACACUCAACGUUGAGACUCAUUUUCUACCAAAUAAAGAGAAAACUCAACCGUAUCGACGGUACAAUUCAACGAGUGUCAAAUUUUAAUCAUAGUUAAGACACGAAACACGUUUAGGAGGAUAAUGAAAAAUCAGUGAUUAGACUCAUGUUCUAUAUCAGUUGAAUGUGUCCAGGUAGUAUAUUUUAUGCAUGAAUUUAAGGCUCGAAAUAUAGUAUAGUCACCCAAAACCACAUCUAUAAGUGAUUCUCAGGAACUUUCAUAUUCAAAUACGCUCCAUAAACCAAAGCAUGUUUCGCAAAGAACGUUUUCAUCGUUCUAAAUCGUUUGUAAAUACGGCCCUAAACCGCUGCUCUCGAAUGAAUUACUGCUUGGCUGGACAGAAACAAAAUACUAUUGUUUUUUAUCGGAGUGUUCACACAUUAGCAGAUUGCAAUUAUAUGAACACUCCCAUAAAACCAAUAGCGGGGUUUAAUGGCCGUUAUUAUAAACAACUCAUAAGACCGUUCUGAGCAAGUACGGUUUGGUUGUCUCCAGCUAUAGUGAAACUCACUUUAAACAGUCCUUUUGAAAAUAGUUCUUAUUACUGUAGGCCUAUGCACAGUCUAAUUUACUAACUUUAUUGGAUCAGCUUGUGGUUAGAACUCGAAUUGCAAGAUGUUAUAAUAGAUGACGAAGUGUUUAAAGUCGAUCAAAAUCGAAGUAUUUCCAGAUUAAAAUCACUAUGGUGGCUGUAAUGUAUUUCCAGUUUUAUUCUUUCUAAUAAAAUUAGAAUUUCUAUUUUCAAUAAAUAUAUGUAUUCCGUCACAUUCCAGAAAUCCCCCGCCCUAAACCACCCCCUUUGAAACGAGCACUAAAAUCGUUGACAAUUUAAAGUGUGAUAUUUGUAUUGUAUAUUUCUUAUAAUUGAUAAAAUAAUCACAAUUUCAAAGUGUGAUACUUUUAUUGUAUAUUUCUUAUGGUAGACUCAAUUUAGUAUUGUAUGUAAGUAGGUAUGUUUUUUGGGAGUCAUCGUAGCCUUACCUUGCCAAUUGGGAUAAGCGAUUAGCUGUCUAUACAUUUCGAAAUACAGUAUUAAUUUUACAGUACGGGAUAUAUAACACCUAUUGUAUAAAAUUAUUCGAAGUUGUCUCAAUCAAAAAUAUAUUGGAAUAACAAGAAUUACCGUUAUUAUUAAUAAAUAUCCAUCAAAAAUCAAUCAAUUUCAAUCUUAUUUAAUCAAUUUUAAAACUAUGAUAUUAUAUGAUUUUUAUAUCCCGAUUGAUAAGGUUUUACUAUGAUGAAUAGAGUGUAAGAAGAUAUUUUUAUUUGAUGACAUAAUUGUAUUACCCUCCAUAUGAAUAAUAUUGGUGUAAUUGUGGAUAUUUUAAAACAUUAUUUAGUCAUGUCUAGGUGGAUUUAUGGAGUCAGUGUGUAUGCUAUUGCUAAUUUUAAGCUCUAUAAUUUUAAAGUAGUUAUCUACCAUAUUUUUCAAGAUUGUGUGUUUAGGUAUUUUAUAUUAUUAUUUAUAUUUAUACGUUUGUUCCAGUAUCCAACAGUUUUUUUAAGUUUAAAAUUAUGAAAAGAAUUUAAAAUAGUUCUAAAAAUGAACGAUCAACACACACAAAAAAUAACUAAAACUGUAGAUCAAUUCAUCAAUGUCGCUCUCACUCUCAUUAGGUGACUGCUCAGUCACUCACGUACAAGUCUAGCAUCAUGCAUUAUGCAUCACCCUCAGCAAAAUAAUGCAAGAGCUAUUCAAGUGCAAAAUGAAUGUUUUCAACAAAUCCUCAUAAAAUCAAAGCAUUCUUGAGUUUAUUCUGUUAUUUCCAAAAAAUCUAGAUUUCAUAAGCUAUCAACUAAUAUUUUUUCUCAAUGAUGAGAAAGACUGAUUAGACAUGAUGAUGACAUGUUGAUUCAUUAAAAUUUUAAUUCAAAAAUUGUUGUAUUUCCUAGGAUUUUUUGACAAUAUUUUCUAUUUCUAAUAGGAAUCUACUCUAUUAAUAUAUACCUCCUAAUUAUGAAAAUCUCUUUAAAAAUAUCGUAAAUCCAAUUCUUUUUGAGAUUAUUUGAAAUCUCUUAUGGUGUAAUAAAUCCAAAUCUAAUCGAUGGGACAAUAAUUAUUCAAAAACUCUAUUUUAGAAGUUCGAACAACUGUUAUGAAUCAAGGAAGCAUCUGAUAAAUAGAAGUACCCUAACCUCAAGGUAGAUAAAUCUAUAGAGACUGUAUAGACUGAUUAUACAGUCUCUAUAGAUGAAUUUAUCUACCUAUAUUGCUCUAACAUCAAGUUUUCUAUUGUGACACUCACUCUAAACUAGCAGAAUUCCUUGUAAAUAAAUGCCUCCCAUUAUACCAAUGCAGGUGGUUUGAAAUGCAUCUCUUUAAUUAUGUUAUAAAUAGUAUUCAUUUUCUGUAUUGAAAAAUAAUAGAGAAUUAUAUUAUUGUGUGCAAUAUGAAGGAACUGAAUAGGCUACCCGCAUUACAAAUCUACCCUCACCAACCCAACCUUUGAGACUAUUUGAGGGGCUGGAUAGGCCACACUCUUAACAAAUACAAACUUCUUCAAAAAAUUGAUCAGCAUCUCUCAUAAUGAUUACAUCAAUGCUGACGCGACUACAAGGUGAAUCUCAAUAUAGUUGAAUCUGCUCAGAAGUAUUAUACUAACGUCUCAUCUAAUUCAAUUGUUUUUCAAUUAGUAUUUUUAAUUGAUUCAGAGUAUCUGUGGAUGUUCUAUCUGUCAUAUGUAUCUGAUAUAUUAUGUAUCUGUCAGAGUAUGCUCUAUAUUGUAGUAUAUAGAUAUGUGAUGAGUUUAUCAAUAUCACACUUACUGUAACAUAUAUUCAUAUUAUGAUGAUUGGAAAUGUUCAUAAUGAGAACAACUUCAAUUGAUGAUAAUUGUUAUGAUUCAAAAUUUUAAUGAACUUGGCCCCAAUCACGUAUUUACAAAUUGCUCAAGCUGAAAAAUUCAGGAUAUCUUAAAAAUUGUUCAUGCAACUUUUAAUGUCAGAAGAUUUUUUUCAAUCGUAAUAUCAGUUCUGCAUCUGUGAGAUUUGGAUGUUUUAUAAUACUGGUAAUAUAGAUCCAAGGUUUCUAACAUCCAGAAACCUAUGUUUUGAAAAUUUUCUAUUUUAUUUACUCUGUUUAAUCCAAAACAAACUUCUUCUUUCUUAACUCUAUUGAGAUAAGUCACCAUAAUAAUUAUAGAUUUAUUCUUAUUUAUAUUCAUUACAGAGUAAAGUAACUUGCUAUGGCCUUCAACUCAUUAAAAUUCAAGAGUCAUUCCACAAUACAGUUAGCUAUCUCUAAUUAUUAUCCUAUUUUACUUCCUAAAUUGAAUAGUGUAAAAAAAUAUUUUUACCUGAACUUAAGGUAGUAAACAAAGUCUGUAAUUUAUUGAAUGUACAAAAUGUGAAUAAAGAAAAUUUCAUUCGGA